Molecule: messenger RNA, 498 nt
Organism: Pyricularia oryzae 70-15
Lineage: Eukaryota; Fungi; Ascomycota; Sordariomycetes; Magnaporthales; Pyriculariaceae
Exons: 1
Coding region: 1-498 (165 amino acids)
Source: RefSeq, a predicted model, not a curated record
AUGUGCACCUCCUACUACGUGCACUACCACCACCUCCCGACCUGCUCCCGGCCAAUCGACAUAGCUCUGGAAUACACCUUUUGCCCAGCUGCAACCGAAGCCACCACCAGCACCACCUCCAGCCCGACGCAGCGGCAACAGGGAGCAACAGCCACACAUGACAACCAAGACGGCCAGCAGCGACGACAGCAACGGCAACCAUGUGAAGACCUGCACCACGACCCCUGGGCUUCCGUAGACCUGGCGGACCCCUGCAUGGCGGGCGGCUGCUUUGCCGUCAGCCCCGAGUGCGGCUCGGGCCUGUGCCGCCUGAACGAUCUGGGAGGGCGCUGGGCGUGCUGCAGCUGCGGGCGUGGCGGCAACACGUACCGCUGGUGCAGGCACAGGAUGAAGAAGAGCCCAGAUACAUUCUGUUACCACACCUGCUGCGAGAACUGCACAGCUGAUCCGGUGGGCGGUGGUGGUGGCGAUUCAGAGGGAAGUGGUGGGAGGGAGUGA